AUGGCACAUGUUACAGUCAUUCCUGUCCUGCUGAUAUUUAGCUUUUUCCAGCAUAAGACACUGUUUUCCACAAUCCUGGCAAGUGGACAAGAAGACAUAAAGGAUGCACGUAGGCUGCAUAAUGUUCUGUGGACCACCAGGGAUGAUUCAAGAGUUAUUUUGUCCUGGAAAAAUAACUUGACAAAAGAAGAAACCAAGAACUUCACUGUGAAGUAUAUUUUGAUUUAUAAGUUCUUCAAUACCACUAAGGAAAGGAAAGAAAGACUGCAGGAGAAGGAAAAGAUAAUACAUCUUAAAUUAUACUCUGGUUUUAAUGCUAAAGUUAAGACACAACUUUUUGCAAAAGAAACAGAAGACAUAAUUAAGGAGAGUGACUGGACAGAAUUUACUUACAAGGCACCUCCAGUCUACAUUCAGAAUCUUUCAUGCAUCAUAUAUAACAUUUCUUUUUUCAACUGCACCUGGCACAUCAAAGCAGAAGCUCCUGAAGAUAUCCAGAUUUUUACCUCAUACAGACAUAUAGGAAAAGUUUUUGUAUGCCAGCAAUAUAUAAAAAAUACAAGGAAGAAAAAUAUUGGAUGCCAUAUGAAAGAAAUACAUUUCCAGCCAUCAAGGAAAAUAAGUUUAAAUAUAACUGUGAGAAAUUUGAGAAACAGUUCAAGUGAACUGUCUUAUUACCAAGCUUUCACACCUCAGACAAUUGAGAAGCUGAACCCACCAAUCAAUGUCUCAGUUUCCCUUGAAAACAGAAGUAUUGAAAUUCACUGGAAACCUCCACCCACUAUUGGUUCAGCAAAGAAAAAAUGUUUUUUGUACCAAGUGAAAAUAACAGACCGUAAGAUUGUAAAUGUCACUGAAGAGAACUAUAAGUAUCCAUUUCAUAAGUCAGCAAAAAAAUAUGCAGUACAAGUGAGAGUAAAGAAAGAGAUUUGCAUAGCAAACAAGAUCUGGAGUGAAUGGAGUGAACCAGUAUUUAUUCACGAUGAAAAGACAGUGGAUAUCCUCCUGCUAAGCCUCACAUUGUUUUGUCCUCUGGUUUUCCUUGGAGGUUUGCUGAUAUAUGCAUGUAGAAGGUAUAGAUGCCUAGAAGCUAUAACCACACCUGUUCCACGUCCUUCAGAUAAGAUCACAACGUGGUUAGCAGAUGAGAUUUACCACCAGGAACAUAUGUCAAUGCAAAUGGAGAUGCACUCAGAGGUUACUUUGGGAACAACAGAAGAGAACAGAGAUGAGAACAUUCAACUACAGAAAUGUUUGAAGGAAUUAGUGUUAGAAGACCUAUAG
Cinclus cinclus is the source of this 1284-nucleotide messenger RNA. RefSeq names its product interleukin-5 receptor subunit alpha-like. NCBI's taxonomy places the organism in Eukaryota, Metazoa, Chordata, Aves, Passeriformes, Cinclidae. Gene Ontology annotation, molecular function: protein binding; cytokine receptor activity. Gene Ontology annotation, biological process: cytokine-mediated signaling pathway. The transcript has 10 exons. Gene Ontology annotation, cellular component: external side of plasma membrane. The coding region runs from base 1 to 1284 and encodes 427 amino acids. The record is from RefSeq and is a predicted model, not a curated record.